AGGAAACAUAGCCAAAUAUGAAUGUCGUAAUACCAUCAAAGCCACCUUUCAAAAUUUGGCAGAUCAUAUGCUUUCUCUCUUUUAAAAUCCCUUUCUCAUCGCAUAUCAUAUUGUUCUCCUUCCUCCUGUCGAAGAAACCUGUGCUCCCCAGAUUUGGUUGCUAUCACUUCUCGAGAGUUGGCCACCGGUAUUGAUAUCUUUCAGAUUCUCUGAUUUCUUCAACCCCUACGUUUUCCUGCAUCUCUAUGUACUUCAUUUACAUAUAUAUGUACUUCGAACACGUCAACUCGAGCGGGAAGCUCCACAAGUUAACGGGCC
This is a messenger RNA of Amorphotheca resinae ATCC 22711, 318 nucleotides long. RefSeq lists its product as hypothetical. The coding region runs from base 18 to 194 and encodes 58 amino acids. Lineage: Eukaryota; Fungi; Ascomycota; Leotiomycetes; Helotiales; Amorphothecaceae. The record is from RefSeq and is a predicted model, not a curated record. The transcript has a single exon.